Mus caroli (Ryukyu mouse) is the source of this 3735-nucleotide messenger RNA. The record is from RefSeq and is a predicted model, not a curated record. Lineage: Eukaryota; Metazoa; Chordata; Mammalia; Rodentia; Muridae.
UGGGGCCGGCCUGAAGGGCCACCUGCCCAAGGUGCAGAUGCCCAGCCUCAAGAUGCCCAAGGUGGACCUCAAGGGGCCCCACGUGGACCUGAAGGGCCCCAAAGUUGAUAUGAUGGAACACCAUGAUUCUAUGCGGACCCCUAACCAGCACGGAUUUUUUCCAUUUCAUGAUCAAGACGUAAACUCAAGGGACAUUUCUACCAGUUCGUGUUAUGGUUCUAGUGAUGCUGAUCUAUCACCUCCUUCUGUGACUUCCCAGUCCUUGUUGUCAUACCUUCGCCCGUCUUUGUGUAUUGUUGAGUCUCCACAGGAAUCUCAAGGCAGUACACUCCCUCCUUUCACUGCUCGCAUAUUGUUCCCCAAAUUUCACAGACCUAAAUUUACCUCAUCUCUUCCACCUUCAGAGUCUGAAAAUGUUCUGUCUGAGGCUGAGGCUCAGGCUGUCGUCCAUUCUCUUGUUACCUCUCACACCCUGUCUGGUUCAGUAGUCCCUCAGGUCCUUUCUCCCGGUGCUGCUUCUUGUAGUGUUGUGGAGCUGUCCUCCAGCCAGCCUUUACUCAGUCAGCCACCUGAGGCAUCUAAGCGAGAAGCCAAAGACCCUUCCUUCAAAUUGCCUAGCGUCAAGUUACCUUCUUUCAAUUGGUCUCCAAAGAAGGUAACAGGUGAUUCUCAGUCACAGGAGACACCCACAUCUAGUCUAGGUUUGUCGUCAAUGGAAAUGGAUUCUCAAAUUCAAAGUAGUGUUUCCAUAGUGGAAUCCCCCCAGCAUGCCCCUCUGGACAAGGACGUGGAGAAGGGAAGAAGCCGGAAGCUGAGCUUUUCCAUGCCAAGACUGGCACUACCCAAGAUAAAGGUUUCUAAGGGGACGGCUUCUGUGCCACACGGAGACAUGAGGCCUUCACUCAGUGGUACCACAUCUGGAGGUGAUUUGGUAGUCGUAGAAACAGUUGUCAGUGAUGCCCACGUUGGGGACACUCAUUCAAAAGACGUCAUCACAGAACUCCAUGUCAGAUCCCCCUCAACCACAGCAGAGUUGGUUAGGUCCCAAACUGAGCUUCCUCCUUCCAAAGAUGAUGUGAAUGUCAGAGGUGACAGCAAAAGUCUCAUGGUUGUCUCUGCAAGUCAGCCCUUUGGGGAACUGGUACCACCCAGAACAGAAGGUCUCCUGCUGCCAUCCGGUAGACAGAGAGAUAACACCUGCACCGUGGAAACCCCUGAGAUGGAUCCCACAGCAAAGGAGACGUCAACAGACUCGAAUGAGCGCCGGUUCAAAAUGCCCAAGUUCAGAGUUCCUGGUUUCAGACGCUCCUCAUCCAAGGAGCGAGACCGGCUUGGAGAACAGGAAGCCACUCAAAAGUCACAGACUCCGGUCAUCAGCAUCCCCUUGGAGGCAGAAGAAAAAGCAGCAGCCUGCGUGCAGCUGUCCCAUGUGCCUGAGUCCAAGGUAGAGGCACAUAUCUCCCUGGAGUCCCCAGAGGAAGGGACCAGUGUGAAGCCCAUAGAGAGCCCAACAUAUGCAGAUGUUGUAAAACGUGAUCUCCAUGGGACAGGCUCGAGGAUGCAUAGCUCCACUGUUGAGCAUUUUCACACACAUCUGUCCACCCCUGAGUUUGGGACCCAUCUAUCUAAAGACUCUGUCUCCCUUGUGAGGGUCUCAGAACCCCAGCUUCCUCCAGAAGAAACAGGCAAGCAGCAGCAUCCUGGGCCAGGAGGAAAUAUCCCUGCUGAGAUGGAGGCUAGAACAGGAAGCUUGCCUUCCCAGCCGCAAGGGCCCCUGAGGCUGAAGGCCUCCAUCACUGAUGUGCCAUCCCAGGUCUCUGUGGUGAGCAUGAGUCAGCUCUGGGAGGAUUCUGUAUUGACUGUUACAUUUCCCAAACUGAAGGUACCCAGGUUCUCCUUCCCUGCUCCCAGCUCUGAGGCUGAUGUGUUCUUUCCUGUGGUGAGAGAGGUCGAAGCCAGCAUUGCUAGUCCCAUGCAUACAGGAAGCUCUGGGCUCUGGGAAGCCAGCAUUCUAAAGACAGGCGCCGAGGACACCAGAAUGCCACCAGCAAGCCUUGAGCAAUCUUUGGAAGAAUCCCCAAUUUCUAAGGUCAGAGUGCACAUUCAGGGGUCUCGAGGUGAAAGCCAAGAAGUCGCUCUUCCUAGCAGGAUGGAAAGGUCGCGCGCUGACCCCUUAGCACCUGGAGCCUUUUGUACUCAGAUUGUGCGGGAAUCAGAGAUCCCUGCUUCUACAAUCCAAACUCCUUCUUACGGAUUUUCUUUGCUGAAAGUGAAAAUUUCAGAGCCCCCUGUGCAGGCCUGUGUGUAUACAGAGGCUCCUGAUUCCCAGCCGCAAGAGAGUGUGGGUGGAGCUCCCUCGCCAGCCGCUGCAGGGGGACACGCUGUUCCUGCAGAGGUCCCACCUGAUACUGGCGAACCAUUUGAGAUUAUCUCUUCCAGUGUUGGCGUGCCCCCGGGGCCCCAGCUUGCAGAAAGCACCUCUGAUGAGGAGCCCGCGGAGAUUCUUGAGUUUCCUGAGGACAGCCAGGAGGUUAAGGUCUCUGGCAUGGAUGCCAGACAGAAGUCAGAAGGUAAAAAGGCCAGCCUGUUGUGGUCCUGGCUUCCGAGUAUUGGGUUUUCCUCCGCGGAAGAGACGGCUGCUGAGUCCAGAGACACGCCCCAAAGAUCCCCUGUCCACGUGCAGCCUACCGCUCGGCUGGACCCCGAACUGCCCAGGAAACAGGAGAAGGCGGGCUGGUUCCGGUUUCCCAAGUUAGGGUUCUCCUCUUCACCCACUAAGAAGCCCAGGAGCACUGAAGACGGGGAAGGCCAGGAAGAACACAAGCCCCAGGAGGAGACAGUCACCUUUUUUGAUGCUCGAGAAAGCUUUUCCCCAGAGGAGGAGGAAGAAGCCAAGUCAGAGGGGACAAGUGCCAGGCCUGGUUCUGAAGCAAUGGUGGCAUCCUCUGCGAGAACAGAACUCGUACUGUUGGAACAGGCUAGAGACACUGGUGACAAAUCUAUCCCCAGGCCCGUGGCCAAAUGAGAUGAGAGGUCAGAGUCAGUGGAUGAGACCAGCCAACUAGAACCCGAAACUUAGGGUCUGAAAGCACCCCCAUCGCCCCCAGAACGCGCGAUUGAUCUCGUGUCGAUCCACAGGCUUGAAACCAAAGCAGAAAUAAACAGCACUUACCUGUCUCACACACAGCCCUCCUAUAGGGAACUGAAAUCCGCUACCUUCUUCCAAGCUUUGGAAGCAAACCAAGGCUGCCAAAUUGUCUAGUUCUGGGAGCUCUGUUGGCCUUCGUGGGGUAAGUCCCAAGAGGCUGCCCAACACCACGAGAACAACGUUGUCUCUGAAGUACCCAUGCCUGUGUGGGUAGGAGCAGCUUUUGGGGUAACCUCUGCCUUGCCGCUGCUGUUCCCUGGUGAGCUUAGCCAGCGGGGUGUGCGGUGUGUCCUUCCUGCUCACACACUCGAUCCUUCCUCAACUCUUUCGCUAAUGGCAAGCUUUGGGGAGCAGACUGUGAGGGUGUGUACGCGGGGCACAAAGGUCUGCACUCAGUGGUAACUGUGGGUUGCCCAGCAGGGUUCACACACGGGUUUACCAUUAUACCUUGGUGUGCGUCUGUUUGUCUGUCUGCCUGCCAGUGUGCUACUACUUUCCCAGAUGUGUACAACUUUCAUGCUCUGCCUAGAGCACCUCGUGUACAGAUUGCAGCCCAUUCAGUCACCUUCAAUAAAGGAAGCAAUGCA